Messenger RNA from Entrophospora candida, 3351 nucleotides. The record is from the annotation of a GenBank genome assembly. Lineage: Eukaryota; Fungi; Glomeromycota; Glomeromycetes; Entrophosporales; Entrophosporaceae.
AUGAGCAUAAAUGAUUCUUUAGAUAAAGAAAGUUGUGAAUAUAAAAAUUUUAAAAAGCACAACAGAAAUCAAUACGAUAAUAAUGUUAUUGAUGAUGAUGAUAAAGAAUGUCGUCUUGAAUUUUUAAUGAACGAUUUCGAUGAAAUUUAUAAUCUGAAAAAUCCAAUCAAAGACAGCCUCAAAAGUCAACAUACCAUUUCUAGAGAUAAUGAUGAGUUACGACCAGGUAAAGAAAAUGGAAAAGUUACUACUGCAAAUAAUAACAAAUAUGAUAAAGAUGAUACUAAUUAUAACAAAGGAUAUAACAAUAAUAAUAAACGACAGAAAUUUGAUGACAGCAACAAUGAUGAUGAUGUUGAAAAAAAGGAAUUGACCGGGAAUAAAAAUCAAAUUGAAACUGAACUUUAUAUUAAUAUGGAUCAGUGUCACAAAGAUUUGUCAAAUAAUAAAAGAGACACUAACAGAUAUUUUGUGCACAACGGAUAUGAUGAUACUUAUAACAAUUCAAUAAUCACAAAAUCAAAAUUUUCAAGAAAAAAUCAAUCCAGUCCAUGUCUAUCUCCAAAGUUCUUAGCACUUAAUAUAAUACUCGGAAAUAAUAGCAGAUAUUUUGAAAUGGAAGUAGAGGAGUGUGACGGGUUUGUAUUACAUGAAGUCAUAUGGGAUAGAUUUCACAAAAUCACGGAUGAGUCAGAAUUUUAUGAGCUUGUAAAAUUUAUUAUAGAUUGUUCUUUGAAUUGUUGGAUGAAUGGAUUUGGAAUCAUCGUGAUUUUGAAUGCGAAUUGUGAUGAAAUGAGAAUGAAUCUUUUAACCAAAUUUAUAAAAUGCAUUCGUAGCUUUUGUGAUAUUCAAAUAAUAGAUAUCAUUGUGAUAAGUGAAGUUGCUGAAUCAAACAUAUAUGUGCUUCGAGAGGCUGGAGCUACGUUAUUAGUGACUCAUAGAGAGAGUAUGAAGAAAUCUUUUAUUUUUCUUAUGGAUCAUUUAUAUAAAUAUUAUAGUAGACCAGGAAAAGGAAUAGUAAAAUUUUAUAAUAGAGAUGAACCUUAUUAUGAAUUUACUAAUUUUUAUAGUCCAAAAAACAACAUAUUAAUAGAAGAUGUAUAUUGGCAAACUACUGAACAUUAUUUUCAAGCGGCUAAAUUUAAAGAUCCAUUAAUUCGUCUAAAAAUUCAAUAUGCAAAAUCAGCAAGAGAAGCAUUUACUAUUGCUAGAUCAUAUGAUCUAGAGAAAAGAGUAGAUUGGGAAUUGGUAUUGACAGAAGAAAGGACAAUACUCAAAGAGUUAAUUAUGAAAAAUGCAUUAAAGAGUAAAUUUGAACAAUUUCCCAACUUACAAUUUAAAUUACUUUCUACGUGUGAUGCUGAAAUAAUAGAACAUACACAAAAUGAUAGAUACUGGGGAGAUGGUGGGAAUGGCGAAGGGUUGAAUAGAUUAGGUCAACUAUUAAAAGAAGUCAGGACGGAGAUUUUUCAAACUGAGCGUAACAGAUUAAUUCUUGAAAAUGGAUUAGGAGGAGGCCGGGAUCAAGGCCAAAGAUGGAUUAUACAUCAUCUACAAUGUUUAAACCAUUUGAGCUUUGAUGACUCGGAAAUUAUUCAAGAAGUCAGCAAAUCAUUGUCAGCUUCUUUAUUCACCGAGCCUUUAAACAUUAACAUCGGAAAUCCUUGGGAUCCCCCCUCUUCAAUAAAUGGAAUUGAUGUUUCCAAUAUUUUAUCCAAUGUUUCUUUGCCUGAAAUAUAUGCAACAGCAUUUGCACUUACUUCUACAAAUGGUGGGUCGGUUUCUGUUUCAGCAUUAAACAAAGUUUUAAGCAUUAGUGCAGCACCUGUUAAUAGUACUCGCCUCAACAGAGGAGAAUUCAAUGUGGCGCUUGCACUUGUAGCUUUAGCACAAAAAAAUAUGGACGUUUCAAUUGAUAACCUGAUUGAGAGAAAACAUGAUCUUCCUGAACCAAUUCUUACAAAUAUGGAAAGUAUCAACUUUAAUCGCAAUCUAAGUUUCUCCACUAUCACAUCUCGUCCAUCAUCAAUUCCAGUUCUUCAGGAUGAUGACCCUUGGGCUAUUUCAUCAGCAACAAAUGGUAUUGACAUUAUAACAUCACCAUCAUCAACAUCUGCUGCAAUAGCAAUAUCAGGAGGAACUUCUUCAACAUUUCCGCCAAACAUAUCAAAUACAACAAUACCACGAUUUCCAAAUGAUGGUAGUGGCACAAGUACCAUUUUACCAAAUAUUAAUAGGACUUUGAUACUAGAUGAUAGUGAAUCUCAUUGGUUUCAAAAUGCGGAUAAAAUUAAAGUAAUGUUCGCUCCUGAACGUGAAGGUUUUCUAUUCAAACAUAUUAAUUACAUUGUUGAAUCACAGCGAGAAAGUAAAGUUAUAAGAAGAUAUAGUGACUUUUGGUGGCUGAUGGAAUGUUUAGUGAAAAGAUAUCCAUUCAGAAUUUUACCUGCUCUGCCACCCAAAAAAAUAGGAGUUAAUGGAUUUUAUUUCACAUAUGAUGAAACAUUUUUGGAGAAACGGCGAAAAGGUUUAGCAAGAUUUUUGAAUUUUAUUGCAAGGCAUCCAGUUUUAAAGAGUGAUGAUUUGGUGGAAAUGUUUUUAACCGAACAAACUGAAAUAGCAAUAUGGCGUAGGAAUAAUACACCAGAUUUGGAUGAAGAGUUUUUAAAAAAAGAAAUUUCACCACAAAUGGAACAACGCAUACCUAAAGAUUUGAAUGCAAGAUUAGAAAUUGUAUAUAAUAAUUUGGAUCGAUCUAUCGAACAUUACGCAAAUAUGUGUAAUUUCAUGGAACGUAUUGCUCAUCGUCAGGAAGGCACAGCGUCUGAUUAUACACGUUAUAGUUUGGCUUUAAAUUCGUUGAUUGAAAACGGGAAAGAUUGUUAUACGGAAAAUUGUUAUAAUUGUUCACAGAUGAUGAAUGGUUUAGAACAAAUAUCAAAUCAUUUUCAAAAUGCAAGUACCAUAAUGGAAGAUGCUGAUAUGUUUGAGAGAAGGGAUAGAUUAACAAUUGACACUGUUGAAACUCUUAAUAGUAGGAUAGCAAUAAAUCAAGCAAAACUUAGACCAUUAUCAGGCAAAGAAUCAUCAGACCCAGAGGUGGAGAAAUUAGCAUCUGCGAUCCAAAAGGAUGAAGAUGAUAUUAAAAUUCAACUUGGAAAACAAAUUUUUGUACGAUAUUGUAUGUAUUCAGAACUUAAUCUGUUUCAUGAAAGCUCAGCCUUCAUCUCACUUCUAUAUCAAAAAUUUAUAAAUGAACAAAUGAAAUACACUCAACAACUUUAUAAAAAUUGGGAUGUAUUAAAUCCCAAAGUUCGUGAGAUGCCAAUUGAAACAAACGGAUUUGGUUAA